AUGACAUCUGGCACGGCCUUCAGCCAGCGUGACGCUGGGAAAAUGCUCACUUCCACUUCAGUUGCGUCGCUUAUCCUCAACGCCCCUCGGCGCUAUGGGGUCCCAGGCGACAAAUACCACUAUGAUAACAGCCUUCCUACCAUAGUCAGCUUGCUCAUCGAGCGCCGGUCAGGGCUGGUCAUUGAAGCUUUUGCGCGCAAGUACCUUUUCCACCCGCUCGGCGUCAUCAAUUACACUUGGACGCGUAUGCACGAAGACUCUGUGGAUGGAGCCCCUUUCGUGUUGCCAUCUGGUGGGCUUAAUAUGACGCUUACCGACCUCGCAAAGGUUGGCGAGUUGCUGCUGGGGGGUGGCGAGUAUCGUGGAAACCGUAUCGUAUCAGCAGAUUACAUAGAGGCGACGACGAAGAGCCAGACGAAUAGGGUGAUUAUCCAUAUGGGUAUUUCUCUCAUUCUAAUGAGGGAGGCAGGCAUGUGA
Pseudogymnoascus destructans is the source of this 477-nucleotide messenger RNA. RefSeq lists its product as uncharacterized. The transcript has a single exon. The record is from RefSeq and is a predicted model, not a curated record. The coding region runs from base 1 to 477 and encodes 158 amino acids. NCBI's taxonomy places the organism in Eukaryota, Fungi, Ascomycota, Leotiomycetes, Thelebolales, Thelebolaceae.